This is a messenger RNA of Paramisgurnus dabryanus, 1120 nucleotides long. RefSeq names its product RPA interacting protein (gene rpain). Gene Ontology annotation, cellular component: nucleus; PML body. The record is from RefSeq and is a predicted model, not a curated record. Gene Ontology annotation, biological process: protein import into nucleus. Lineage: Eukaryota; Metazoa; Chordata; Actinopteri; Cypriniformes; Cobitidae.
AGCGUAAAAGUCCUUAAUUGACCGCCAGCCGUCAGUUUUGUGUUUGUAUUCCUAAGGGUUGAAAUCUGCUGGUCGUGUUUUUAUCAUAAUUAAUCUUCCCGAUCAUGGACGCGAUACAGAGACACAGAUCCAUGUACAAAGGCACAACUCCACCAUGGAAAGAGACAUAUCGCAAGCGAUGUGUGGAGAGGUUAAAGAACAGCAGGUCCAGGUUACUGGAGAAGUUUCGUCAGAUUGGAGACAGUUCCGGGUCCUCGGGGUGCUCUCUGCUGGUUCAGGAGGUGAUGGAGGAGGAGUGGAGCGCCCUGCAGUCAUCCAAUCACAGUCUACCAUCACUGUGGAAUGGACACGGGGUCAGGGAGGUUUACUCUGCCCAGCAGGAGUUUGAUGAACUGUCAGCUUUUGAGGAGAUUCAGCAGGAACUCAUAGCACAAGAGCUCUCCAUCCUAGAGGAAUAUCAGAACAACGUUCAGUAUGAAGAACAUUAUUUAAACUCCGUGUUGGAGAGAAUGGAGCAAAAUGAACAGAUCAUAUGUCCGUUGUGUCACAUUAAUAAUCUGACAGUCAACAGUCACUUUACGUCAUGUCCGUGUGGUCUUUACGUCAACACUAUCGGCAGGAACAUUACAUUAGAGAUAUUACAGAGUCUUUUAGAAAAACGAGUGACCGAGCACACGGACGAAUGUCUUCACAACCCCACCUUCUCAAUGGCUUUCAAUACAGACGGCUCACCAAACCUCAUGCUCAGCUGUAAUGUGUGUGAUUAUCUUUCUGUUGUCUUGUGACAAUUCAUCCACAUGGAAGAGGAUGUUUUUUACGUGUUUUGACUAUUUUAUUUCUGUGAAAUAAAGACUUUUUUUAACAUCAACGCUGCCCGAGUAUAAUAAUGUACCUUUAUAUUAUGUAGCUGGACAUGGCAGCAGAAUGAUUAAAGCAGUAACUGACCCCGAAAUGAAAAUUAGCCAAUAUUUUGUGUGUAUAAAUAGUGAUAGGUUUUUGUAACGUUGGCUCACAACUCUCAUGAACACACACGGCCAUAGUUUAUAAAGUUUGAAACGUUUCCUCACAAAAACCAUCACUUCACCUCCGAAGAUAUUUAAUAACUGUAUGAAUUUGCUUU